CUCGGCGUUGCAGCUUUAAGAGGAUCGCGGCCUGGCGGGUGCGACCCCGCCCGCCCCAGGGACCCCGGGGCCCCGGCCCAGCCCCCCCGGCCGCGGCACGGCGCGGGGCCGGCCCCGGCACCCCGCCGACCCUCCCCCCGGCGCCCCCCCGACGUGUGGGGGGGAGAGGGAGUGACCCCCCCGGGCCCCUCGCCCCGGGCUGGGGCAGCUGAGGGGGGGGGGGACGCAACAUGGCGGAGGCCAAGGAGGAGGGGCCCGGCCCCCGCGCCAGGUUUGAAGAUAAAUCUGAUGCGGUAUUUGAUAUUACAGAAAAAUGUGGUGAAAUCCUGGAUGCAGAAAUGUCUGAGGACACUGACCACAACUUAACACCUGCCCUUGACAGCAUAUCCUAUGGAAUACAGAAUCGAACAGGAUCUGCAAACUCGCUGCUGGAUGAUGAUGAUGAAGAUUAUUUUCUGAACUCUGGGGACCUUGCAGGCAUACCUGUUGUUGGGAGUGACAAUGAUGAGGAUCAAAAUUUCACCCCAAAAGACACUCUUUCUUCAGUGAUUCACAAUGAAGACCAUCUGGAAGAGGGCAAGAGAGCUACAGAGCAUGAGUUGGACAGUGAAAAAGAAAUUCAGAUUCAGAACGCAAUCCAAAAGGAUCUCACUUCACCAUUUGAGCAGGGCCCUGUAUUUAAAUCAAUUCGAAAGGAUUUUAGCAUAGCACGAGACAAUGGCAAAGAGACUUUUUCAACAAAGGACAAGAAUAGAGAAGGACAUUUUCAAGAACGUGAAAAACGUUUGGAAAAAAUCCCUAAAGAUAUGGAUUCUAGAUUGAAAAGCAGUUUUCUUGACAAAGCAGUUCAUAAUCAAGUAGAAGAAACAUUACGGACGCAGUUAGCGCCACAAACUCCAGAAUCUAACUUCAGGGAGUCUAGCUACCUAUUUUCUAGUAAGGAAUCUAUUGGACAAGAGCUGGGGAAUUCCUUUGCACCAAAUAUUAGAAUUAAGGAGGAGCCUUUGGAUGACGAAUAUGAUAAAGCUAUGGCCCCACAGCAGGGACUAUUAGACAAAAUUAAAGAUGAACCUGAUAAUUCCAAGGAGUACGGGCAACAGCCAAAAUCUCAGGAAGGGGAGCUGAAAAUCAGUGCCGUAUUUUCAGUCAGUGGCAGUCCUCUUGCUCCACAGCUGUCAUCAAGUUUCCAGCCUGCUGUGGCAUCCUCUGGCAUGAGUAAAAUGCUUCCCUCAGUUCCAAGCACAGCUGUUCGGGUUUCCUGUUCUGGCUGUAAAAAAAACCUGCAGAAGGGGCAAACUGCCUACCAGAGGAAAGGCUCUACCCAGCUCUUCUGCUCCACACUGUGCCUCACUGGAUACACUGUUCCAGCUUCUCGCCCACCAGCUUCUACCAAGAAAACCUGCUCAAGCUGCUCAAAAGACAUUCUAAAUCCAAAGGAUGUGAUCACUGCCCAGUUUGACAAUACAAGCUCCAGCAAGGAUUUCUGCAGCCAGUCUUGUCUGUCUACAUACGAGCAGAAAAGGAAACCUGUUAUGACUAUUCAUACUAACAGCAUUUCAACCAAGUGCAGCAUGUGCCAGAAGAACGCGGUGAUUAGACACGAAGUGAAUUACCAGAACGUGGUGCACAAGCUGUGCAGUGAUGCCUGCUUCUCCAAGUUCCGCUCGGCCAACAACCUGACCAUGAACUGCUGUGAGAACUGCGGGGGUUACUGCUACAGCGGCUCCGGCCAGUGCCACACGCUGCAGAUAGAGGGGCACUCCAAGAAGUUCUGCAAUGCAGCUUGUGUCACAGCCUACAAGAAGAAGUCAGCUAAAAUUACACCUUGCACACUGUGUAAAUCCUUGAGAUCCUCAGCCGAGAUGGUAGAGAGUACAAAUAACUUGGGAAAAACUGAACUGUUUUGCUCUGUUAACUGCUUGUCAGCAUACAGAGUAAAAAUGGUUACUUCUGCAGGUGUUCAAGUUCAGUGCAACAGCUGUAAAAUUUCAGCAAACCCUCAGUAUCACUUGGCCAUGUCAGACGGGAGCAUACGCAAUUUUUGCAGCUACAGCUGCGUGGUGGCUUUUCAGAAUUUGUUCAACAAGCCUGCAGGAAUGAACUCCUCAGUGGUUCCUCUGUCACAAGGUCAAGUCAUUGUCAGCAUUCCCUCGGGGGCAGCGGUGUCGGCAGGUGGCACCACCUCCACUGUGUCCCCAAGCUCCAUGAGCACUUCAGCUGCAGCUGGUCUACAGAGGCUGGCUGCCCAGUCCCAGCAAGUCACUUUUGCCCGCCCUGUUGUAAAACUCAGGUGUCAGCACUGUAACAGAUUGUUUGCAACCAAACCAGAGCUGCUUGACUACAAGGGUAAAAUGUUCCAGUUUUGUGGGAAGACCUGCUGUGAUGAAUAUAAGAAGAGGAGCAGUGUGGUGGCAAUGUGUGAAUACUGCAAAGUGGAGAAAAUUAUCAAGGAGACAGUGCGGUUCUCAGGCGUAGAUAAGUCAUUCUGUAGUGAAGGUUGUAAACUGCUCUAUAAACAUGACUUGGCUAAACGCUGGGGAAAACACUGUAAAAUGUGCAGCUACUGUUUACAGUCUGCCCCCAAACUGGUCCAGAAUCACUUUGGGGGGAAAAUGGAGGAAUUUUGCUCAGAGGAGUGCAUGUCUAAAUUCACAGUAUUGUUUUACCAGAUGGCAAAGUGUGAUGGUUGUAAGAGACAAGGUAAACUCAGUGAGUCCAUGAAAUGGCAUGGGGAAAUCAAGCAUUUUUGCAAUCUGCUUUGUAUUCUGUUGUUCUGUAAUCAGCAAAUUUCUGACCCUUCACCCCCAAACAACACAGCAAACCUUUCUAUGGCACCAGCUUCUUCCUCAGGCCCUCCUUUGAGAAAGGACUCAACUCCAGUCAUUGCCAAUGUGGUGUCCCUUGCAAGCACCCCUGCUGCCCAGCCCACUGUUAAUUCCAACAAUGUUUUACAGGGUGCAGUCCCUACUGUGACAGCAAAAAUAAUAGGAGAUGCUAGUACUCAGACAGAUGCCCUAAAGCUGCCACCAUCACAACCACCCAGACUUCUAAAAAAUAAAGCAUUAUUGUGCAAGCCUAUCACACAGACUAAGGCCACCUCAUGCAAACCUCACACACAAAACAAAGAAUGCCAGACAGAAGAAGAAGAAGUUCAACCCCGAAUCGUUGUGGUACCUGUUCCUGUCCCAGUGUUUGUGCCAGUCCCCCUUCACCUCUACACACAGUACACACCAGUUCCUCUCGGGAUGCCAGUACCUGUACCGGUUCCCAUGUUCUUCCCAACUACCCUGGAUAAUGCUGAUAAGAUAAUUGAAACUAUUCAGGAUAUCAAGGAAAGGAUUCCCACAAAUCCAUUUGAAGCUGACCUCCUUCAGAUGGCAGAAAUGAUUGCAGAAGAUGAGGACAAAGAUAAAACACACUCUCAUGGUGGAUCUCAAACAUCUGAGCACGAGCUCUUCCUGGACCCCAAGAUAUUUGAGAAAGACCAGGGCAGCACUUACAGUGGAGAUCUGGAAUCAGAAGCAGUGUCCACCCCGCACAGCUGGGAGGAUGAGCUGAAUCACUAUGCCUUACGAUCAAACCCCCUGCCAGAGCCUGACCCAGAGCUGAAGCAAUUCUCCAAAGGUGAUGUGGAGCAGGACCUGGAGGCAGAUUUUCCAUCAGACUCAUUUGACCCUCUCAGUAAAGGACUGGGUUUGCAUUCACGUUCACGAUCGAGACGGAGACACAGGGAUGGUUUCCCUCAGCCAAAGAGACGGGGACGGAAGAAGUCUGUGGUUUCUGUAGAGCCUCGGAGUCUGAUGCAGGGCUCCUACCCAGGCUGCUCUGUUUCUGGGAUGGCCCUGAAGUAUAUGUAUGGGGUAAAUGCCUGGAAAAACUGGGUCCAAUGGAAAAACGCACAGGAAGAACAAGGGGACCUGAAGUUUUCAGGAGUCAAAUAUGCAGCACUCAACACAAGGUCAGAACGAUUACAAAAUACUCCAGAUGUAUCUCUGGCUCAUGACUCCCCCAGGUCCAGCUGGGGAGUUCAUCCUGUGAAACUCAAGGAGGACAUUCUCUCAUGCACUUUUGCUGAGCUGAGUUUUGGCUUGUGCCAGUUUAUUCAAGAGGUGCGGAGACCAAAUGGAGAAAAAUAUGAUCCUGACAGCAUCUUAUACUUGUGCCUUGGAAUUCAGCAGUACCUGUUUGAGAAUGGUAGAAUAGAUAACAUUUUUACCGAGCCCUAUUCCAGGUUUAUGAUUGAACUUACAAAACUUUUGAAAAUCUGGGAACCUACAAUUCUUCCAAAUGGUUACAUGUUCUCGAGAAUUGAAGAGGAGCACUUGUGGGAAUGUAAACAGCUGGGUGCAUAUUCCCCUAUUGUUUUAUUGAACACACUUCUGUUCUUCAACACCAAAUACUUCCAACUAAAGAAUGUCAGUGAGCACCUGAAACUCUCCUUUGCCCAUGUUAUGAGGCGCACCCGAAUUCUGAAGUAUAAUACUAAGAUGACAUAUUUACGGUUUUUCCCACCCUUUCAAAAACAAGAAGUAGACUCAGAUAAAUUGUCUGUAGGCAAAAGGAAACGCAGUGAAGAUGAGGAGGUUUCAACAGCAGUGGAAAUGGCUGAAAACACAGACAAUCCCCUGCGAUGUCCAGUCCGACUGUAUGAAUUUUACUUAUCAAAAUGCUCCGAAAGUGUGAAGCAGAGGAGCGACGUGUUCUACCUGCAGCCCGAGCGCUCCUGUGUGCCCAACAGCCCCAUGUGGUAUUCCACACUGCCCAUAGACCCAGGAACCUUGGACAUCAUGUUAACACGUAUUCUUAUGGUGAGGGAGGUACAUGAAGAACUUGCCAAAGUCAAAUCAGAGGACUCUGAUAUUGAGUUAUCAGACUAACUGAAGUGGGGUAUUUUCCUUUGAAUACACAUCGGAAGCACCAAACUGUGAAUAUGUCCAGCCUUUGGAAAAUGUGUAUCCAGUAAGCCGAGAUCGUGUCACCUGCAGGUGUAUUCUGAACCACAGUGGAUGUACAAACUGGAACUGGAAGGAAGCAAGCUGUGUAAGCUGCAAGAAGCAACGCCCUGUGGCACCGAUAAAUCCUCUGAACAAAUUCCAGAUGAACUAACCUAUUGGAGUGGUGCAGAAAUCCUUUAUCAUUUUAGGGUUUUAAAAAGUCGUGAGAUAUUUUUAAGGAAAAUGGUUGUGUAAAACCUACCACAAUAAUGUUAGGCAUGGAGAGCUAGACUGUGGCUCACGUGGCUUCUCAGCCUGAUGGCUGGCAGUCCUUGCUGCCAAAGAGCACGUGGAGAUCCUAGAGCUCUUCACGAGGACAGGAGAGAAAGUGGUGAUAUUCAGGCAAACUGACACCUUCUGUUACACAGAGGCUUUUAUAAUUUUAUUUGAAACUGGGAUCAAAUGUCAGGAAGGCAGAAGCUGCUGGCGUGGCUGCCAGGGAAGCUCUAAGUGGACAACUGUCUGGCUGCUGUUACCUGGUCACACGAUGCCAGACUCUAGCUCUCGGUCAGGCUCACACCAGCUCUAGCUCUGUUGGGUCUUCACCGUGGAAGAGGAGCUGUAGGUCAAACUGGAGAGCGAUCAUGUUACGGGACGAACAUUUCUGGGGUAUGUACAGGAGAGUCACUGUCCUGGGGUAUGUGCAGAAAAUCCCUUCCCUAGCCCAGUAGCUCUGCAGUCUGUCAAUAUAAUCUAGCAAAUACUGUGGUGCGCGGAAAUUUUUUUUCCCUUAAGGCAGCUUUCCUUUCUCCUCUCUCCCUACUCCUACGGUUUUGGUUAUUUUAUAAGGCAAACCUGGAGGACCGUGUCAUUUCAAGUGGAAGAUACAUGCACUCUUUCUCUUUCCACCUUUGCAACACGUGCAGUGUUGUGCUAAGGAUGCAGUAUUAUUUCUGACAACGGAACUGUGGUAGAAAAUGACCGUGUGUGUUUUUUUCCCACCCCACCCAAAGAGAUUUAGUCAUAGUGUUGGAAAUCGAAAGAGGUUUUUUUAAGGCUUGGCUGUUACUGUGUCUUUUUGAAGAGAAGAGCUCCCACAUUGUGUUUAGAGGACAGGACGUUAUCAGAUACUGAUUGUAUCUCUGUUUUCUCAAGCUAUAGAUGUGUUUUCUGAUGACCAGUGGUCACAAAUUCAUUGGGAACCCAAACUAUUUUUAAAGAAAAGAAUUGUAUGGUUUUUAUCUAGCUCUGGUCAGUUAUCCAUCUUCUGUAACAGGGGUCUGAUAUUUGAUCUUGUCACUAAAAUUUCAAAAGAUGAAAAUCAACAGCCUUGAAUUAUAUUUCCUUUUUUUUUUUUUUGUUUUGUUUGGUUUUGUUUUUUAAUUAUUUUUCUAGCAGUAACAAAAGUAAUUUAACAAAAAUAAAAUCAGAAAGUAGUCUAUUGACGUUGUGUACUCGGUAGUCCUGUCCCUGCCUGUAACAGAUUUCACUGAUGUAUUUUUUAAUACAGAAAACUAUGUGAAAAGUAAACCUGCCCCUGAUUCUGUCUGAUCAAA
Molecule: messenger RNA, 6490 nt
Organism: Apus apus (common swift)
Lineage: Eukaryota; Metazoa; Chordata; Aves; Apodiformes; Apodidae
Gene: ZMYM4
Product: zinc finger MYM-type containing 4
Exons: 30
Coding region: 231-4877 (1548 amino acids)
Molecular function (GO): zinc ion binding
Source: RefSeq, a predicted model, not a curated record